AAGACGAGCCAGGUACAAACAGCAGCUGACAGACAGACUCCAGCGACUCCAGCAGACCACGGCCUCCAUCGCUGCAGCUUCAGCUCGUAGAAUGAGUUACUACUCGGAUCCAGUUUCCUUCUGUCAAGCUCUUCAACCGCCUGACUGUCUGGGUGUAAUGAGGACGAGUGGUGGGAUGACGGUGACUGUGGCUCCUCAUGUGCAGCCUCCUGCCGUGUGUCAUCCACAAAACCCAGCUCCGCUCAGACCCCUGUACGGCCAGCACGUCCCCCUGCAGGAGGUGCCCAACGGACCCGACUACAGCCCCAGCGAUCUGGAGUGUGCAGAUGUACCUUUAUUGACUCCAGGAAGUAAAGAAAUGAUGUCACAGGCUCUUUUGGCCACAUUCAGCGGCUUCACCAGGGAACAACAGCGGCUCUCCAUCCCAAAAGACCCCCGUGAGUGGACAGAGGCCCAUGUUAGAGAAUGGUUGACCUGGACAGUAAAUGAGUUCAGUCUGAAGAAUGUGGACUUCCAUAAGUUCAGCAUGGAUGGGGCCAAUCUCUGUGCGCUGGGGAAAGAGCGAUUCCUGGAUCUGGCUCCAGACUUUGUGGGUGACAUCCUCUGGGAGCAUUUAGAGAUGCUGCAGAAAGACCCGAAACAUUUCCCUGUUAAUGGUCUGACCUCCAGUUUCCAGGAAUCCCGCUACCCCUCCGAAUACUACUUCAACUAUGGCAUUGAGCAUCCUCAGUGUGUCCCUCCGUCAGAAUACUCCGAGCCGAGCUUCAUCACCGAGUCCUACCAGACCCUCCACCCGAUCAGCUCAGAAGACCUGCUGUCGCUCAAAUACGAGAGCGAGUAUCCCAACGUGAUACUGCGAGACACACCUCUCAAUCCACUGCAGGGAGACUACUUCUCAGUCAAACAGGAAGUUGUGUCACCUGACAACAUGUGUGUGGGCCGCAUCAGCAGAGGUAAGCUGGGAGGUCAAGAUUCGUUUGAGAGCAUUGACAGUUUCGAGAGCUGCGACAGACUGACGCAGUCCUGGAGCAGUCAGUCGUCAUUCAACAGCCUACAGAGAGUUCCCUCCUACGACAGCUUCGACUCGGAGGACUAUCCCACUGCACUGCACGGACACAAACCAAAGGGCACCUUCAAAGACUACGUACGAGAGCGCUCGGACCUCAGCAAGGACAAACCGGUCAUCCCGGCGGCUGCGCUCGCUGGCUACACAGGCAGCGGACCCAUCCAGCUCUGGCAGUUUCUGUUGGAGCUCUUGACAGACAAAUCCUGCCAGUCCUUCAUCAGCUGGACUGGAGACGGCUGGGAGUUCAAGCUUUCUGACCCUGACGAGGUGGCACGCAGAUGGGGCAAGAGGAAAAACAAGCCCAAGAUGAACUACGAGAAGUUGAGUCGCGGUUUGCGCUACUACUACGACAAAAACAUCAUCCACAAGACGUCGGGCAAGCGCUACGUCUACCGCUUUGUGUGUGACUUGAAAAGCCUGCUGGGAUACACUCCCGAAGAGCUGCACAACAUGUUAGACGUGAAGCCCGAUGCGGAUGAGUAAACUUCGGACUUCGGAAAUAAUAAAAUUUUUUAAAAAAGGCUGAAAAAGUCCCUGGAAAGAAAAUGGGGCGUCCAUUUUUGAGUCCAAUCACAUUCCAUCUUUACACUUAGUCGUUGGUCCAGUCUUGUUUUGAACUCACACGGGACAGCGUCAAAACAUUCACCAAAGUUUAGAAUCUGUAGACUUUGCGCGUCUGUAUUGUUUAUAGCUCUGCGGGAAGGGAAAACUCUAAGUUCAGGUAGAACUGCUGUUUUAACCCAGUAGCAUAAACACCGGGAAGGAACAGAGGACAAUAAGAUGGACAUUUCUUGGACUGAACGCUCCUGUUAUUAAACACGUUGCCAAAAUUAGAGACAAGAGGAAUAUCGCAGAAAUAUUUACGAUUGAGUUACUUACUGUUUCUGUCUCCUUGCAUAUACCCAACCACGAGGAAGAGUUCUCAGCCGGACCAAAAGAACAAAAAGUGUUUUAUGAUUAUUAUUAUUUUUUAUAUGGUUUCUUAAAGAUCUAUAUGUGUCAGUAUUAAUUUGUCAUAUUGCGAUGCUGUCUGGACAGAGAUUGCGCCGUUUUGUACGUUUUCAUUCGAAGGUUUAUUGAAGUCAAACUGUGCUUAGAUAGUCUCUCCGCUUCUUUUAAGGUCACCGUUAGUUAUGGUUUGCUCUUACCACAGUGUUCAUAAACGUUGUUUUUGAUCAUCAGAUCAAAAUAGAUACCAGAGUCUCGCCCUUUUCAGUUGAAAGAGACGUACCUCAGUCAAACUGAGAGUGUGAGUGAGAGACGCAAAUGAAAGCGGCCGUUGGCUUCUCAACGGUGACACGCUUGUGGUGAAAACGAGGUGUCGUUUUAUAACUUGUAUUAAGACAUCAGACAUUUCUUGCCUCGGUUUGUUUGUACGUGAACAGUUUUUCAUAAAGUUUUGCCUUAAUAUAGCACUUGCUGUGUUUUCUCAAGGUUGACUGAAACGUGUGGGCUGGUGACAACUGACAUGUCAAUCAAAUGGUUUGCUGGCAUUAUUACUGAACCGAAAGCCAUAAAGCGAUGCCUUUUGACCUUGAGCCAGACGUGGCCAGGUUAGCCAUGUUGGAAAAAGCAUGCAUCGGGAAUGGCAAAGUACGUAAGAUGGAUAUCGCAGCACAAACCAAGGAUCUGUUGGGCUGCGUUCGAUUUUCCGGAUGGUUUUUGAAAGUGUUACAGUUAGUGGCCGAUAUAAGGUUAAGACAGGAGAUCAUGCUGAUACUUUAGGCAGCUUUAAAGAUGGCUAACGAGAUCCAACAUGAGAGUACGUUUCACAACGGCUCGCAUUAAAGCAGUGGUUAUAUUACAGCAACUGCACAUGAAAAGUGUUACCAGUAUUUUCAGCUCCUUUAAAGACCGAGUGGCUUUGUGUUUUCUUCAGCCCAGCGUUUGACUGUGUGGGAAGGGUCUCGCACUCAAGCCCUUGUGGGAAAAGCCGAAGUAAAGAACGUUCUUCUAAGAAAACAAACCGUAUUGUUUACAGUGGCAGAACGCUACCCAUCCUGAUUGGUGUAGCUUUGGAAUUGUCUAUUUUUACAGAUAACAUUUCAUAAAAUGGCUAGAUUAAACAAUAAACUGGGAACACAUUCGUGAGAGCUCCGAAUAGAAGUCUUUAAUUCAGAGAUGAGCUGCUUUCAGUCGCAACCGUCCUGCCAUGAACAACAACCAAAAAAAAGUGCUACAUCACCUGAACAAGCAGCUUAUAGAGUCAGUCUCUGGAAUAACGAGAGUUUGUUAAAGCCACAAGCGAAAGCCAGCUGCAUGUUACAUGACUUUUUGUUUGAUAAGGUCCAAAUCAUAAUGCAGUCUUUGUCCUGAUUGUAAAAGUUGCAAAAGUGAUGCAUUUUAUGUGAAAACGAACACUUUUGUCAGAUACAUAAAUGCAUAUUCAUAUCGAUGAGUGUUUUUUUUUAUUUCCCCACAAUUUUGCCUUAUUUUGUAUGUUUUAUAUUUCUUUUCUUUUUUUUUUUAUGGGAAUUUUAAUGUAUUUAGUUCACAAGCAUUUUUAUAUUUUUCAAUAAUUUAUAUUUUAUAAACUUUGAAAUAUGAGAUGCAGACAGCUGGUGCUUUCGUGGAAAAAAAUAAAAAAAAUAAAAAAAAUAAAAAUAAGGUAGCACAGGACAAAAUGUAGCGAAGUUUCUUUUAUAUGAAAAAAAGAGAGAUAAAAAAAGUCAAAUUUACGGAUUUUAAAGACCUGUCUGCUUCUACAGUUCUGUAUAGAUAAGGCUGAUGCUGGCCCAUCAUUAUGUUCCGCUGGAGAGUUUUAUAAACAGUAGCUUCUAUUUCUUAUUGUACUUUAAAUUGUUAUGUUAUUAAAAUAUAUGUGGAGAAAAUGA
Molecule: messenger RNA, 3900 nt
Organism: Carassius gibelio (silver crucian carp)
Lineage: Eukaryota; Metazoa; Chordata; Actinopteri; Cypriniformes; Cyprinidae
Product: protein c-ets-1-B
Exons: 10
Coding region: 92-1549 (485 amino acids)
Biological process (GO): regulation of transcription by RNA polymerase II; cell differentiation
Cellular component (GO): nucleus
Molecular function (GO): DNA-binding transcription factor activity, RNA polymerase II-specific; sequence-specific DNA binding
Source: RefSeq, a predicted model, not a curated record